Messenger RNA from Artibeus jamaicensis (Jamaican fruit-eating bat), 711 nucleotides. RefSeq lists its product as uncharacterized. Bases 1 to 711 code for a protein of 236 amino acids. NCBI's taxonomy places the organism in Eukaryota, Metazoa, Chordata, Mammalia, Chiroptera, Phyllostomidae. The transcript has 4 exons. The record is from RefSeq and is a predicted model, not a curated record.
AUGGUCACUUCCUCAGCCUCACCACAGGCCACUCCAGGUGACUGCAAAACUUUCCCUUCAGGAAUACAGUACCAUUCAGUAGCCGCAGUGCGUCCUCCGGAGGAUAAGGAUUUGAAGGCAGGAUCAGGCGAUCCGGAUAACCUAUUGUCCGCACUUUCCAAGAGGCGCAUGAACUAUUCUGAGAGGUCAUUUAAAAGAACCUUAAGGUUCAAGGUGAAUCCACGCCCAAGGCAGCCUUUCCUUUCCCCCCACUUCGAAGGCUGGGCUGGAAGUGCCACCAGCCGCGGAACCGGCCGACUCCGUCUCCUCCCGAGACCCCGGCCCCGGAGCCACAGCGCCCGCGUCCCGGCGGGAGGCUGCGCCAAGUGUCCCCGGCGGGGCCCGGCGGGACGGCGCGGAGACGGAAGAGCCCGGAGGACUGGUCGCCGCCUCCCGAUCGGGGCGCGUUACCACUCGGUCGCGGCCGCUAACCAACGUACGACCAGACGAGAGGAAAACGGGAUGUGGUCGAGGGACCGAGAAACCCCACACUUACUCUUCCCGACGCCGGAUAGAGCCUUCCUAACUUCCGGUAGCGGCUGGUCGCACUUCAAAAGCACCAGCUCUCAGAAGCAGCGACAUUGGGAGUGGCACCGUUGGCAGUGUUUGGUUCAUCACGACCUGGAGAUCCUGACUCAGGAAAGCAACCCAUCCACACAAACGUGCCUGUGA